GAAAUUCGGGCUUCGAAUUUCUCACCUGGGUUCUUGCGGCACGACCACGGGCACAGAACGGUUCUACGGCAAUCCUUCGCACCACGGAUAAACAACACCAGCAGCGGUGGGGCUGCAUCUUCAACAAUGAGCAAGGCACAGGCGGUCGAAAAUAAGGAAAUUCUGCAGGCGAUCCUGAUUGCCGAUUCGCACAAUGACAACCUUCAACCGUUUACGAGCACAAAACCAUUGGCGUUGCUGCCGAUAGCGAACGUACCACUGAUCGAAUAUGCGCUCGAGUCCCUGAACCGCAAUGGAGUGGAGGAGGUGAUUGUGUUCUGCUGCAACCAUAUCGAUCAGGUGAAGCGGUACAUACAGCAACGCCAGACUGCCCGGUGCACCUGGUCGAUCGGCAUGAAGGUGUCGAUUGUGAGCUCGGAAUCGUGCCGCAGCAUCGGUGAGGCCAUACGUGACCUGGACGCACGGAACACGAUCCGUGGCAAUGUGCUGCUGCUCGGGGUGGACAGCGUUACAAACGCAGACCUGGCUGCGCUACUCGACGAGCAUAAACGGCUGUCGAAGUUGGAUCGCGGUGCGGUUAUGACCGUGGUGUAUAAGGAAGGUUUGCGAAGGAUGCGCACCGGAAACGAGGUGAUGAUAGCGAUGGAACCGCGAACACGUCGGCUACUGUUCCAUCAGCGACUAGCGGCCCAGCAGGAAAAGGAACGUAAGUUCGAGCUGCCUCUGGAACUGUUCCUAGGCAAUCGGGAUGUGGCCGUGUGUCACGGUUUGCUCGAUCCGCAGAUUGCCGUGUGCAGUCAUGCGGCGUUACCGCUGUUUGCGGACAAUUUUGACUUCCUGUCGCGGGAUGAUUUUGUGCGCGGUGUGCUGAUUAACGAGGAGAUUCUAAACAGCCGGAUCUACGUGGCAAAGCUGGCGAGGGAAGAGUAUGCGAUGCGGGUGAAUAACUGGCAGAGCUACCAUCUGGUUAGUUUGGAUGUGAUUAACCGGUGGCUGUACCCGAUGGUGCCGGAUACGGCGAUCAGCGAGUUCCGGCAGCAGUACAAACACUUCCGCAACAAUAUCUAUCGCCAUGGGAACGUACGGUUGAGCCGGUCGUGCGAGCUGGACGGUGAUCUGGUGGUCGGGGAGGAGAGUGAAAUCCGCGAAGGUACGUAUCUGCGUCAGUCCGUGGUGGGUCGCGGUUGCCAGAUCGGACGGAACUGCCGGAUCGUGAACAGUUUUCUGAUGGAGGGAGCUAGCGUCGGGGAUGGCACCGUGCUUAAUCACUGUAUACUGGGGGAGAGGGUGAAGGUGGGCGAAGGGUGUACCAUCAAUCCGGGUACGGUGCUGGGCGAGGGUGUGGAGAUACCGGACCGGUUAGUCGUAGCGGGACUAUUGCUGCAAGCGAACGAACCACCGGCGGAUGAGUGGGGCACCCCGGUGCAGAAGAUAGCCGACCGGGCCUACACGAUACCGGUGAUGGACGAGGACGAUAGCGACUCGGACGAAGACGACGAUAAGCUGGGCCAGCCGGCAAUGAACCAGCCGCUCGUUAUUGCACCGCUGCCGGGACGCUAUCCGGCGUCCGUGUACGAGCCGUCCGAUGACGAGGGUGACAGCCGACCAGCGUCCCCCGUGCCCGAGGAUGAAAACAUUUUCCUGUCCGAGGUUGUGGAAUCGCUCAAGCGCGGAUUUUCCGAACGCACCAAUGCGGAGUAUCUGAUACUGGAAAUCAACUCGUCCCGGUACGCGUAUAACAUGGCGCUGUGCGAGGUGAACUACUACGUCGUGAAGGCGAUACUGCUGAUCAUGCUCCAGCAGGACGGUGUUGCAACGAACACGGUCGGUACGUUGCGUCGGCUGCUCGCCUACUUCGGUGUCGUCUUCCGGAACUACAUACGCGACCGGGAGGCAAUGAUGAACUGUCUGAGAGCGUUCGAGGAAAUGUGCCCGUCGAGCGAAACGGUCCGUGCGAAACUGCCCCAGCUGGUGCACUAUCUGUACGAGGAGGAUCUUAUUAGUGAGGAGGUCAUUAUCGAUUGGCACGAAGGGCUGGAGGAUGUAGCGAUCAAAACGACGCUUUCGAAGUUGGUACAAUGGUUGCAGGAGUCUAGCGAGGAGGAAGAAGAGGACGACGAGGAUUAGAAUUAAAUGUCGGGUGGGAUCGCCGGAGUUUUUUAACCGGAAUUUUAGUUCCAAACCCUCCUCUAAGUGGAAAUUGUGAGACGCCCCAGCAAGGCUUGUUUCUUGAAGUACGUUUAAACGCUUUUAGUUUUUGGAAUGAAGUUUAAUUUUGAAAAUAGUGUAGAAGAACAAUUUGAAGUUCAUUAAUGUAUGCAAAAACUCGAUUUGCCUCUCCCAACGCCAUACGGCACUCUAUUCAAGAAACCAUUUGUUCUUGCAUGUAAAAACGAAAUAAAAUAAAUCUCGAGUUAAGAGAAAACAAUAACAAGAA
Messenger RNA from Anopheles stephensi (Asian malaria mosquito), 2437 nucleotides. RefSeq names its product translation initiation factor eIF-2B subunit epsilon-like. Gene Ontology annotation, cellular component: eukaryotic translation initiation factor 2B complex. The transcript has 2 exons. The record is from RefSeq and is a predicted model, not a curated record. Lineage: Eukaryota; Metazoa; Arthropoda; Insecta; Diptera; Culicidae. Gene Ontology annotation, biological process: biosynthetic process. Gene Ontology annotation, molecular function: translation initiation factor binding; translation initiation factor activity; guanyl-nucleotide exchange factor activity. Bases 127 to 2127 code for a protein of 666 amino acids.